Messenger RNA from Eucalyptus grandis, 1133 nucleotides. Its product is annotated as transcription factor bHLH149. Bases 218 to 973 code for a protein of 251 amino acids. Lineage: Eukaryota; Viridiplantae; Streptophyta; Magnoliopsida; Myrtales; Myrtaceae. The transcript has 2 exons. Gene Ontology annotation, biological process: regulation of DNA-templated transcription. Gene Ontology annotation, molecular function: protein dimerization activity. The record is from RefSeq and is a predicted model, not a curated record.
CCCAAACUAAGAUGUGAUCCCUCUGUGGACGCGUGGUUUCUCGUGAUUGUUUUCCCUCUCUCUCUCUCUUCCUCUUUCUCUCUCUAAACACAGAACAAGCCCACCACCUUCUUCUUCUUCUUCAUCAUCUCUUCUUCUUCGUCUUCUUCUUCGUCAUCGCCUCCUUCAGGCUUCGAGUCCCUCGGUGGGUCUUCGUUUAAUCCGGAGGAGGACGUCCAUGUCGUCGUCUUCGGGCCCCGCUGCCGCCGCCGCCGCCGCCGCCGCCGCGGAUUCGCACCGCAAGAAGCGGAGGAAGAUAGAGGCCGACGACGCGGAGGAGACGAGCCGGGGUCGGAAGACGGCCGGCGCGGGGGUUGGCGAAACCACAUGGAGGUCCCUCCCGCAGCAGCGGCUCUACUACACCAGGCUCGUGGAGGCCCUCUCGCGAUCUCGCCGCAGCUCCUCCGCCUCCUCCGCGGAGGCGCAGGAUGCUGCGGCGGCGUCGGCGUCGGCGUCGGCGUCGUCUCCUCCUUCGUCCGGCGCCGGCGAGGUCCGGGGGAUCGCGGACCGGGUCCUGGCGACGGCGGCCAAGGGGAGGAGCCGGUGGAGCCGGGCGAUCCUGGCGAGCCGGCUGAGGAUGAGCCGGCUCGGCAAGCACCACAAGAAGGCGAGGGCCCCGACCGGGCGCGGCCCGCUGAAGAAGAAGCCGCCGCCGCAGCCGGCGCUGGAGGGCGGCGCGAGGAAGAGGAGGCUGCCGGCUGUGGAGCGGAGGGUGAAGGUGUUAGGCCGGCUGGUCCCCGGCUGCAGGGGGAUCUCGAUGUCGAGCGUUCUGGAGGAGACGAGCGACUACAUUGCGGCCCUCGAGAUGCAGGUCCGCGCCAUGACCGUCCUCACCCAACUCCUCUCCGGCGCACAGCAGCAGCUGCCGCCGACGACGACGACGACGACGAGCGGCGGCCAGAUCGGCUCCGGCUCCGGCUCCGGCUCGGGCUGAGCCGAAAGCGACGGCCGCCGCCGCCGUCGGAAAGGUUGUCAUUAGUUGUAAUGUUUUUUCUCCUCUUUUUUCCAACUUUUGUUUCUCAUGAGAGAAUUUAAAAAAAAAAUUUCAUGUUAUUCUAUUCUAUUACUAUGUACAUGGUCUUUUCUUUUCCUUC